Molecule: messenger RNA, 3124 nt
Organism: Sorex fumeus (smoky shrew)
Lineage: Eukaryota; Metazoa; Chordata; Mammalia; Eulipotyphla; Soricidae
Gene: ANO3
Product: anoctamin 3
Exons: 27
Coding region: 182-3124 (980 amino acids)
Biological process (GO): chloride transmembrane transport
Cellular component (GO): plasma membrane
Molecular function (GO): protein dimerization activity; chloride channel activity
Source: RefSeq, a predicted model, not a curated record
UGACAACAGCGGCGCGCAGCUUUAUGAGCGAAGUGCGGGCUAAAGCAGGUGUCGGGUUGCAGAGCGCUGGCCGGGGCUCCGGGAUUGCGUGGAACCUGGAAGCGUCUAAAAGAGUCGGGCUACUGUUACUCCGCCUCUCUCUCUCCGACAGCUUCCGAACCCGGAAACUCGCAGGGUGAAAAUGGUCCAUCAUUCAGGCUCGAUUCAGUCCUUUAAACAGCAAAAAGGUAUGAAUAUAAGUAAGAGUGAGAUAGCAAAGGAAACUUCAUUAAAACCUUCUCGGAGAUCCUUACCUUGCCUUGCCCAGAGUUAUGCUUACUCAAAGAGCUUGAGCCAGUCCACCUCGCUCUUUCAGUCAACAGAAAGUGAAUCUCAGGUUCCCACUUCUGUUACUUCAAUUUCUGCUGACAAAGCAGAACAAGUUCAUGCUGAGGAGAAUAAAAAGGAUUCUGAACUCAAGUGUUCUUUUGCUAGCCUCAGUGAUUUUUGCUUGGCCCUAGGGAAAGAUAAGGAUUACAUGGAUGAAUCAGAACAUGCUAAUUAUGACCGAUCUCGACUCAUUAAAGACUUUGUUCCUAAAGAUAAUUCAGAAUCCAAGACAAGAUUGUCAAAGAAUGACAUGAAUUACAUUGCAUCCAGUGGACUUCUAUUCAAAGAUGGAAAAAAAAGGAUUGACUACAUACUGGUUUAUAGGAAGUCAAAUAUACAAUAUGACAAACGAAACACAUUUGAAAAGAACCUCAGAGCAGAAGGCUUGAUGUUGGAAAAGGAGCCUGCUGUUGCUAACCCUGAUAUCAUGUUUAUUAAAAUCCAUAUUCCAUGGGACACAUUAUGCAAGUACGCAGAGAGGCUGAACAUAAGAAUGCCAUUCAGGAAAAAAAGCUAUUACACUGACCGGAGGAUUAAAUCAAUUGGCAGGGUGCAAAGCUAUUUUAGAAGAAUAAAAAAAUGGAUAUCCCAAAACCCAAUGGUUCUUGACAAGUCUGCAUUUCCAGACCUAGAGGAGUCAGACUGCUACACUGGCCCCUUCAGUCGUGCCCGGAUUCACCACUUCAUAAUAAACAAUAAGGACACCUUCUUCAGCAAUGCCACCCGAAGCAGGAUCGUCCACCACAUGCUGCAGCGCACCAAAUAUGAAAAUGGGAUAUCAAAAGUGGGAAUAUGUAAACUUAUAAACAAUGGGUCAUAUAUAGCAGCUUUUCCUCCACAUGAGGGAGCCUACAAGAGCAACCAGCCUAUCAAAACUCAUGGACCUCAGAAUAAUAGACAUCUAUUAUAUGAGCGCUGGGCUCGCUGGGGAAUGUGGUAUAAGCAUCAACCCCUGGAUUUAAUCAGGCUGUACUUUGGUGAGAAGAUUGGGCUCUAUUUUGCCUGGCUAGGAUGGUACACUGGAAUGCUGAUUCCUGCAGCAAUUGUUGGCUUGUGUGUAUUCUUCUACGGAAUACUGACAAUGAAUACAAGCCAAGUAAGCCAAGAAAUCUGCAAGGCUACUGAAGUCUUCAUGUGUCCUCUCUGUGAGAAGAACUGCUCACUGCAGAGACUCAAUGACAGCUGUAUCUACGCCAAGGUGACAUAUCUAUUUGAUAAUGGAGGGACAGUCUUCUUUGCUAUUUUUAUGGCCAUAUGGGCUACAGUCUUCCUGGAGUUUUGGAAGAGGAGAAGAAGUACACUGACUUAUAAUUGGGACCUUAUUGAAUGGGAAGAAGAGGAGGAAACACUUCGCCCAGAGUUUGAAGCAAAAUAUUAUAAGAUGGAGAGAAUAAAUCCUAUCAGUGGAAAACCUGAGCCACAUCAGCCUUCUUCAGAUAAAAUCACUCGUCUACUUGUUUCUAUCUCAGGAAUAUUCUUCAUGAUUUCUUUAGUGAUCACUGCUGUGUUUGCAGUAGUGGUAUAUCGCUUGGUUGUCAUGGAGCAGUUUGCAUCCUUCAAGUGGAAUUUCAUCAAACAACACUGGCAGUUUGCAACAUCUGCUGCAGCUGUUUGUAUCAAUUUUGUGAUCAUUAUGGCACUGAAUCUUGCAUAUGAAAAAAUUGCUUACUUUCUCACUAAUUUAGAAUAUCCUCGAACUGAAUCUGAAUGGGAAAAUAGCUUUGCCCUGAAGAUGUUUCUUUUCCAGUUUGUCAACUUAAAUAGUUCUAUCUUCUAUAUUGCUUUCUUUCUGGGAAGAUUUGUAGGCCAUCCAGGAAAAUACAAUAAACUUUUUAACCGCUGGAGACUGGAGGAAUGUCAUCCUAGCGGCUGUUUGAUAGACCUUUGCCUCCAGAUGGGAGUCAUCAUGUUUUUGAAGCAAAUUUGGAACAACUUCAUGGAACUGGGAUACCCGUUGAUCCAGAAUUGGUGGUCACGACAUAAAAUCAAGCGGGGAGUACAAGAUGCCUCUAUACCUCAGUGGGAAAAUGAUUGGAAUCUGCAGCCCAUGAAUAUUCACGGACUGAUGGAUGAAUACUUAGAAAUGGUUUUGCAGUUUGGUUUUACCACCAUCUUUGUUGCGGCUUUUCCUUUGGCGCCCCUUUUGGCUUUGCUAAACAAUAUCAUUGAAAUCAGACUGGAUGCUUACAAGUUUGUCACUCAGUGGAGGAGACCUCUGCCAGCUCGAGCAACUGACAUAGGUAUCUGGUAUGGAAUUCUUGAAGGAAUUGGUAUAUUGGCUGUGAUCACCAACGCAUUUGUAAUUGCUAUAACAUCUGAUUACAUCCCACGUUUUGUAUAUGAAUACAAAUAUGGCCCCUGUGCAAGCUCUGGAUACAAUGAAAAUUGCUUAAAGGGCUAUGUCAACAAUAGCCUAUCGUUCUUCGACCUGAGUGAUCUUGGUUUGGGAAAAUCUGGUUAUUGCAGGUACAGAGACUACAGAGGUCCCCCUUGGAGUUCCAAACCCUAUGAGUUCACUUUACAAUACUGGCAUAUUCUUGCUGCAAGAUUGGCCUUCAUCAUUGUGUUUGAGCACCUUGUCUUUGGGAUAAAAUCCUUCAUCGCAUACCUGAUUCCAGAUGUACCAAAGAACUUAUACGAUCGAAUACGACGGGAGAAAUAUUUAGUGCAAGAAAUGAUGUAUGAAGCAGAGCUAGAACAUUUGCAACAACAACGGAGAAAAAGCGGCCAUCCAGUUCAUCAUGAAUGGCCUUAG